This is a messenger RNA of Fimicolochytrium jonesii, 518 nucleotides long. RefSeq lists its product as uncharacterized. The annotation marks the transcript as partial. NCBI's taxonomy places the organism in Eukaryota, Fungi, Chytridiomycota, Chytridiomycetes, Spizellomycetales, Powellomycetaceae. The transcript has 2 exons. The record is from RefSeq and is a predicted model, not a curated record.
GAUCAUGUGUUACGCCAUCUGACGGACGAAAUGUUCCCGAUCUUAUCCUUCACGGCAAAGAAGGGCCGGUUGUGUCCGCCGUCACCAGGGAACAGCUGUGCAAACUUCUCAGGUGGAAGGCCGGGAUUUACAAGAUUCUUGUGCCUGACCAUGUGCGGAAACUCUACUUUGACGUGGACAAGGCCGAGACCCCGCUAAGCGAAAUCAAGAGGGUCAUACUCGGGGAGUUUCAAAAUGCCCGACUCCAGAUAUCGGGCAGAGAAGGGUCCUGGCACAUCAUCCUUUCAAAUUACUACGCGCAAAACCUGGAGGCUAUGGGACCCGUUGUGCGUUUCGUCCAUCAAUACAAAGAGCUAGGAUUUGACACCCAUGUCUACACGAAAAAUCGAAACUUCAAGUGCAUCAACCAGGCGAAGCCCAAUCAACCCAGGCAAGCUUACAUCGAGGGAGACGCGGAAUGGUCAAAGCAUCUAAACUCGCCACGAAACGGCGAGACGGCUCCCCUGCCACCAAGUUAA